AUGGUUUUCUUUGAUUUCAAGUCAGACAAACACUUCGUUACCUCCUCUGACGAAACCGCCAUUAGAGUAUGUGAGUUGAGCGAUCCUACUAUUCACCCUUCCUAUAUCCGAAAGACUCAUUGGAAGGAAGUUGGCACCAUCAUCAUCCUCGAUAGUGAUGAUAAUGGAGACGACAAAGACUUGGCGGAAGAGCAGUACUACGACGGGCUGUUGUUUUUCGAUGGCCAUGGGAAGAUCGAGGGACAGGAAGCCCUCACCAAGCUAGCCCGACACCUCACUCGGUCGGGUCUGAUUGUGAACCCUGGAGGGUAUUGCUUUCAAGACGUGACUGAGCUGGGAGAGCACAGAGACUCUGAGGCUCACUAUCUCCGAUUGAACGAUCUCUUCAGCUGGGCCAAUCACGGGAUUGAGUUGGUGAGGAUUACCAUGUGGUCGCGGUUGGAGUUGAAGUACACCGUGUCAAGGAAAAAGAAAAUAUCAAAGCAACUGAUGGUGGGAGGUGGGGUGAGCAAAGAGAAGUAUGAAGAGUUGAAAAGGAUGUUGAGCAAGAAGGAUGAGGAGCUGGAGAAGGUAACCAACGAAAUGGAAGACGAGAUACAAAAAUUAACGGAGAAAAAAGAAGAAGAGCUACAAAAGCUAAGAGAAGAGAUGGAAGAGACGAUCGAAAAGAAAGACGCGGAGCUACGAAAGGUGAAGAGACAAAGGGAUGAGGCGAAGCGUCCGAAACCGAUGAUGUCCGAAGGGGUGAGCAAAGAGAAAUACGAGGGGUUGAAAAGGAUGGCCAGAGAGAAGGACGAGGAGCUAGAGAAGCUGAGGGAGGAGUCGGAAGAAGAUCUACAAAAACUUAGGGAUGAAAAAGAUGGGGAAAUACGAAAGCUAAAAGAGGAGAUGGAGGAUGCAAGCGAAAAGCACGAGGAGGAGCUGCGAAAGUCGAGAAAGGAAAAGGACGAGGUGCAAAAGCAGUUGAAGAGAAACGACGGCGUGCAGCAGACGCUCAAAAGGGCGAGCGACGACUUGCAAAAUUUGAGGAAGGAGAAGGUCGAGGAAUUGCGAAAGCUAAGAGAGGAAAUGCAAGAAAAGAUAGAAAUGGGGAGAAAGGAGAAAGAUGAAGAAAUAGAGGCAUUGCAAAGAGAAACAAAAGAGGGAGCAAAGUCGAGCAAAGAGCAGGACGAGGAACUAAAAAAAUUGAGAGAGGAGGUAGAAACUCUGAGAAGGACUAGGGAUGAUGAAGCGGGUAAAGCAGCAAAGAAGGAGGAGGAGAUGGCAAAAGUGCUCGAAAGUGAGCGAAAGAACAAAGAUGAAUCAUUGCAGAGGUUGAUCAACGAAAAGGAUGCCGAGCUCGAAAAGCUGAAGAAAGAGCAGGAAGAAACGACGAAAGAGAAUGCAGCUGAAACGAGAAGGCUGAGCGACCAGCUGGAGCAACUUGAGCUGGAGCAACGUCGGAAGCAAUCGUGGGCGCACCCACCUACGACACAGUACACCAAUGAUUGGGUAGUCCAUAAAAGCAAAAGACGGGCGGUGCCACCAAAUACUUGGUCCACCGGUAGUAUGAAAUCUGUAUACUAUUAUGAGAACAAUAUGACGGCGGACUUCACGGGUUUCUUUCAGGGAAACAUUUCAGUUCAAGUGGUGGAUGAAGACACCAAAGAUUGGCCGGCUCCCCCUAGAAUUGAUAUAUGUUUUAUGAGCAACGAAUCAUUCGACCGUAGCAACUGGUGGUUUGUGAAGAUAUCCCAUCCGGAUGGCGGCGAUAUCAUGUUGGCAUAUUACGACGGGGAUGAGAGCUAUACUCCUGGCUUCAGAGGUUAUCCUACCCGGCUUCCAAUUCGUAGGGUGUCUGUUAUGUUGACAAACACGAUUUUCUUCAUGAUUUAUUUGAACGGCGAAUUCAAGCUUGCUUUCAUGUAUCGAGACUAA
Molecule: messenger RNA, 1917 nt
Organism: Linum tenue
Lineage: Eukaryota; Viridiplantae; Streptophyta; Magnoliopsida; Malpighiales; Linaceae
Source: the annotation of a GenBank genome assembly